CGUUGCUACAGGAUGUCAACACAGACAACAGUCCUCCCUAAAACCAGAAAUAUAUCCGCGGAUGACUGAUAAUACAUUUUAGAUGGGUUUCUACUGGACCUGAGAGCUCUGUGAUGCAGAGACCAACUGUGACCAACAUGAGCCUUAAGCCCAUCGUUAUCAGUGGAGUGGUGGUCCGAGACAAAGAGUUCCUGUGCAGGCUGGGCAAAGUGCUGGAACUCAACUGGCUUCAUGGCAAAGACCACAAGGCAAAGAGAGCGUUGAUUGAAAAUACCCUUGCUUCCUUUGCUUGUGAUGCUGUGGAAAACAACGAUUUCAUCUCUCUACGAGCCCUACUAGAGAAGGUGGAUGUCAACUGUGGAAACUAUGAUGGUAUCAAGCCUCUUCAUACGGCCUGUGAGUUGGGGAACUUAGACAUGGUUAAGUUCCUACUGGCAAAGGGGGCUUCCCGUGAGCUUGUGAACCGCUUUGGAAAGUGCCCAUUAUACAUGGCCAUAAAGAACAGGUACUUCACCUCUAUGGGAUUUGAAAUGGGUUGUAGACUCUAG
Molecule: messenger RNA, 548 nt
Organism: Myxocyprinus asiaticus (Chinese sucker)
Lineage: Eukaryota; Metazoa; Chordata; Actinopteri; Cypriniformes; Catostomidae
Product: myotrophin-like
Exons: 4
Coding region: 114-548 (144 amino acids)
Molecular function (GO): protein binding
Source: RefSeq, a predicted model, not a curated record